AUGCGGACGUGUGAGUAUAAAAAGGUGCGUGGCUGCUCGCUAAAGCCGGGACGGCGCGAGCUGCGGCUGGACCCCGGCCUUCGUGUGUCGUCGUUGUUCGCAAACUUCCCCGAGCAGAAGCGGAACGUGGUGCGCGUGUUUGACGAGGACGGGGGUCUGAGGACGCGCGAGGUCGGGGUGAAGCGGUUCCAGUUCGCGCGCCUCUCCGUCUUCUACACGCUGCGCUCCCUGACGUGGCCGCUCCUCUGCACCUACCUGUUUCUGCUCUACCUCGCCGUCCUCUUCGUCUUUGCGGCGUUGUACCUCGCCUGGGGCGACGCGUGCGGGGCGUGGCAGGACACCACGUGGACGACGGCGCUCUACUUCACCGUCGUGAGCCUCGCGGCGAACGGCGGGUACUUUGGUGAGCCGGCCGACACGAUGCUGUCCCCCGCCCACCCCUGCUUCUCCGGCCGCACCUUUCUUGUGAUGAUGCUCUCCUACACCAACAUCAUCUUCGUCGGGCUGGUGGCGGCCCUCGUUGUGGGGAAGGCGCAGUACAGCGGGCGGCUCGGCCAGCGCGUCGUGUUCAGCGAAUUCUGCUCCCUCACGCCGCUGCCCGGGCACCGGGGCCGCAGAUGGGGCCUCACCUUCCGCAUGGCAAACAGCAGCGCGCGGCAGCCGCUGGCGCACGGACGGCUGCGGGUGUUUAUCGUCACUGCGGAGCCGCUCAAGGAGACCAGCAUGAUGCACGUCGCAGCGGCGCCUGAGAGGCCGCGGCGCGGCAAAGGCGGCGGCGGCGGACGCCAACGACCUCAAAUCGUGCCGCCGUCAACCGCGGAACCACCGCGUGAAUCGCGGGAGGCAAGCGCCUGCUAUUUCUCCUGCACGGAAACGCCGCAGGGGGAGGCCCGCAGGACGUCCGAGCGUGGCAAGCGACAGCGCCUUCGCCGUCAGAGGGGGCAGCAACCCUCAGAGACGUGUGGAGACCCGACGGAGGAAGGCGCGGAGGGCGAGGAGGCGCGGGCGACGGAUGUCGACCUCCGGUCGGCGACUGAACUCGGCAGCAGCAGCGCGACUGGGGUGGAGGCUGGGGCCCAGCGGCACGGGGUGUGCGAUUCGCCACCCCCCACCGCAGCAGGGCCAGAGCCUGCACAGCGCCAGGAGCAGCCUUUGCAGCAGCAAUAUUCUGUCACGCAGCACCCCGUCGCCGCUGCUGGUGCUGGUGCUGGUGUCUCCUCCGGCUACUCCGAGGUGCACAUCCCCGUGGCGGCAAGCUGUGGCGCCGGCGGCAACGACGACAGCAAUGAGGACGAUGAUGGCUUUGAAGGGGUCGACAUUCGCGUGGAGGAGCUGCGCUGGACAUGCCCUAAUGAGCGGUACCUGGAGGCGCGCCAAGGCCAACUCUCACUCUGGGUUCCGGUGAGCAUCACGCACGUCAUUGACCGCCGCAGUCCCCUUUACCGCUACUUGGGGCACGAGGGGGCGGACGACGCGGCACCCUCCUCGCAAACGCUCCUCGCUGAGCCGGCGGCGGCGACGGCGACGACGAGGACGACGGGCUCCCUGCACUCAUUUCAGAUCGUCGCCACGUUUGACGCGACCGAGAUGGAGAGCGGGGCCACCAUCAUGGCAAAGCGCACCUACACGGCGAACGACAUCGUCGCACAUUAUCGGUUUUCGAACAAGGUUGUGCUUAUGCGGCCUGGCAGCCGUGAGGUGUUGGUGGACUACCACUACUUCAACGAGCUGCUUCCUGCGCCCACGAGGUCGUCUGCCGCCGCCGACGGCGAUGCACCGCAUUUGAAGGCGGGGCCUGGUUAG
Trypanosoma conorhini is the source of this 1803-nucleotide messenger RNA. RefSeq lists its product as uncharacterized. Gene Ontology annotation, biological process: regulation of monoatomic ion transmembrane transport; potassium ion import across plasma membrane. Lineage: Eukaryota; Euglenozoa; Kinetoplastea; Trypanosomatida; Trypanosomatidae. Gene Ontology annotation, cellular component: plasma membrane. Gene Ontology annotation, molecular function: inward rectifier potassium channel activity. The transcript has a single exon. The record is from RefSeq and is a predicted model, not a curated record. The coding region runs from base 1 to 1803 and encodes 600 amino acids.